AAAUAUUUCAAUCACAAUCAUUCGCUACUCAACAUACAUACUGAUACAACGUAACGUAGUGUUAUAUUUUGUCUGUGGAUUCUUAACGUUAUCUUAUUUAGCUACAGUAUAUGCAUUAUCUUCUAGAAGGGUAUACUCAAUAUUUCCUUUUUUAUCCGAGCUCAAUAUUUCCUUUUUUUUCUCAACAAAUCAUAUUAGGAUUUCAUUUUCCUUUCUGACCAGUCUCAGGGUUUAUAAAUAUUACAUUGCACUAAUAAACCAUCAAGAUUGAUCGGAGCCAAAUCACUUGCGAGACAAUGCGACCUAACAGAAAGAAACCAAAGAUUGAUCAGACCAAACCAGAGAUGAAGUUCAUCAAGUCUCUAGGAAAGGGUACGUACGGCUCCGUAGAUCUCUUUAGCUACACCAAAGACGACGGCUCAACGUUCUACAACGCCGUGAAGAUCUCUGAUUCUAAUUACUACAACUCUAUCAACAGAGAGUUUAAGAUCCUCUCGGCACUCAGAGGAUGUCAAGGAAUCGUGCAAUCUUUUGGUAACUCACUGCUUCAAGAAACCGAUUCCAACGGAAAGAAAGUCUACAAGAUGGCCAUAGAGUACGCAGCUGGUGGUAACCUAACCGACUUCAUCCGAAUAAACCGAAAGUUAUCGGACACGAUCGUUAAAGACUUCACUCGGAUGCUUCUCCAAGGGUUAGUGUUGGUACAUGAUCACGGUUACGUCCACUGCGAUCUUAAACCGGAGAAUCUCCUUCUCUUCCCGCGUCACGAUCAAGAAACGCGGUUUUGCUCGUACGAGUUAAAGAUUUCGGAUUUUGGAUUGACGAUAAAGGCAGGAGAGGAGUCCGUUUGUUGGGAAACCAAAUCUCCGUUUGUCGGAACGCCGUUAUACAUGUCUCCGGAGUCGGUACGGGACGGUACCACCGUGGAGAAAACCCUAGACUUGUGGUCGUUAGGUUGCGUGGUGUUGGAGAUGUGUGUAGGUAAGCAUCCGUGGUCAGGGUUUAGUGUUGAUGAUAUAAAGUCUCGUUUGUUGUGUGGGAAGGCGCCGGAGAUUCCAGAGACUGUGCCGUGUGACGCAAGGAAGUUUGUGGAGAAGUGUUUCGCAAGAAAGCCUGAAGAGAGGGGAAGUGCUUCUGAGCUGUUGUUGCAUCCGUUCUUGAACGGAGAGAGGAAGGUGGAUGGUGCCGGCGGCGGCGGCGGAGAGAGGAGGCGGGUGGGGUUGAGGAUCAGAAAACAACCGGAGAGGUUUGAAGAUAUUGCAAAGAAGUCAUUAAAAUUGAAGAUUAUUUCAUCGAAGUCCUCGCAGUUUAAAAGAGUUUCGAAUAAACCCCAAAAGGUUAAGAUUGGUCGUCCUUGACUCCCAAAAUCAAAUAUUGCUCCCGUGCAGUAGUUUCCUGAAAUUAAAAGUACCGCUGUUACUCUGUCAAAAAUGUUAAUUUUGGCAAUUAUCAAAUUGUAUGUUAUAUGAAAAUCGAUAAUGCAUAUAUUUCCAUUUUUUCGAAAAUUUAUGUCCAGUUAAUGUUAAUGCUCAAUAUGUUUCCUCAAUAUACUGUAUACAUUGCGAAUGAGAAAGUAUGUUACAAGGUUUAAACAUAUGGGCCGAAACAUAAGGCCUGUUGAAGAAUUGGCCCAUCGAGAAGCUUAUAGUGGUAGAAUCACCAACAUCAAAGGAAGAAUUUCUUUUGGUUAAUAAUAGGUUUUAAGUAGCUAGCCAAUGCUAUAUUUCUAGCAACAAAAAUGAGAUAUAUUUAUGUAUACGUGACUCAUUUUGACGCACGAGGGUUCUAAUAUUAAAAACCAAAUCAUUG
This is a messenger RNA of Brassica napus (rape), 1809 nucleotides long. RefSeq names its product mitogen-activated protein kinase kinase kinase 20-like. Gene Ontology annotation, biological process: protein phosphorylation. The coding region runs from base 297 to 1358 and encodes 353 amino acids. The transcript has a single exon. Gene Ontology annotation, molecular function: ATP binding; protein kinase activity. Lineage: Eukaryota; Viridiplantae; Streptophyta; Magnoliopsida; Brassicales; Brassicaceae. The record is from RefSeq and is a predicted model, not a curated record.